CAGAGCUCCAAUUCUAUUACCCCUUUUACAUCUGUGAAAAGUACUUAAACAUAGGACUAUUUAAGCUUCUUCUCAUGAGUCCAACAAACCUAAAGACAAAGAUGUUCCUCAAGGUUUGACUCAGCUGCAUGCUGAAAUAUAUCAUGCCCCUUUCUUGUUAGCAUUCCAUCAAUAAAAUCAGAGGAAGCUGAAUUAAUUGUAGGCUUAUAGUACUUUACCAUUUGCCUAUGUGUGUCGUCUGAAAAUCCUGUUUGAGGUUUAUUCCUAAGAUGGAUAAAUUUUGUUUCUUCGUUACUGCUGCUAUACUGACGGCAAACUGUGCUACAAUCUGCCAAGCAGUUCUUCAUGUUGAUCAAAACCUCAGCACUGAUGCAUCUUCUCUUCUUGAGUUCAAAAGCCAAGUAACUUCUGACCCUUUCAGGAUCUUGGCCAAUUGGUCUUCCACAACUCAUGUUUGUAACUGGAUAGGUGUCUCUUGCAACCUCCAUCAGAGAAUCACAGCCUUAAAGCUGUCAAACUGGAGCCUUUCAGGAACCGUUUCACCUCAUCUAGGCAAUCUCACAUUCCUCACAUUAUUGGAUAUUAGUUUUAACAGCUUCAGUGGCUUCAUCCCAAAUGAGUUGUCUAAUUUGCAUGGUUUGAAACUGAUGGAUUUUGGGUACAACAACUUCUCUGGAGAGAUCCCAUCUUGGUUUGGAACCUUCAUAGAGCUUGAGCUCCUUCUCCUUGACAGCAACAGGUUCUCAGGUGUCAUUCCUGUUCCGCUAUGCAAUGUGUCGAAGCUGAAGAGAUUGAAUUUGAACGACAAUCUUCUUCAAGGAAGUAUUCCACAAGGGAUUGCUAAUAUUUCUUACCUGAGGAUAUUAAAUCUGCGAUAUAAUCAGCUUGAAGGUUCUAUACCGUCUGGAAUAUUCAACCUGACUCUCUUGCAACGUAUUGACCUCACAAGGAACAGCCUAUCAGGAAAUCUGCCAAUGGACAUCUGCAAUCAUCCCUCCAAGCUACAAGGUCUUUAUCUGUCUUACAAUCAUUUUGAAGGUGAAAUUCCCACACAAUUGUACAAAUGUAGAUACCUUGAAUAUUUGUCACUUUCAUACAAUCAAUUCUAUGGCAAAAUUCCGAGGACACUUGGGUACUUGAGCCAGCUCAAGGAAUUAUAUAUUGGGGGAAACAUUUUCACUGGAGAGAUUCCUUCAGGGAUUGGUAAUCUUACACAUUUGGAGGAAUUGAGCAUAAGGGAUAGCUUGCUAACAGGGAAAGUUCCGUUUUCUAUCUUCAACAUAUCAACUCUGGAAAUAAUUGAUUUUUCUAACAACAGUCUAUCAGGAAGCUUCCCAGUAGACAUGUUAUACAAUCUCCCAGCACUAAAACAGAUGGAUCUUUCUAGCAAUCAGCUCAAUGGCUCAAUUCCCUUUUUCAUAUGGGGUUGCAAGGCUCUUGUAGACCUAGGACUGAAACACAAUAACUUCACAGGUGGCAUAUCUGAUAGGAUUGGGAACCUCACUUCGCUCAGAAAGAUAAUUCUAGACGAUAACAAGUUGAAAGGUGAAUUACCAAGUGAGAUUGGUAAAAACAUCAAUCUUGAAGUCAUCUCUCUUAGAAACAACCACCUCUUGGGCCUCCUCCAACCUGGUAUCUUCAACAUGUCAUCGCUAGUGUAUAUAGAUUUGGCUGGUAAUCAAUUCUCAGGCUCUCUUCCUUCAAGUAUUUGGAGUACACUUCCAAAGCUGCAAGAAGUUUAUCUGGACGACAAUAAAUUCAGCGGAAUAUUGCCGGCUGCCAUAUCAAAUGCUUCUAAGAUUACCAAGCUAAGCAUUAUUGGAAAUUCUUUUAGUGGUCCUAUACCUACUACGCUAGGUGACUUGCAACUCUUGAAGUAUCUUUUACUCGGAGGAAACAACUUCACAAGAGAAUCUUCAACCCCAGAGUUGAGAUUUAUCUUUUCUUUAACAAAAUGCAGACAGUUGGAGGUUGUGGAAUUAUCACAGAAUCAAUUCAAUGGUUUCCUUCCAACUUCAUUAGGGAAUUUUUCUACUUCUCUUCGAUCGUUUAGGGCCUUUGGAAGCAAGAUCAAGGGUGCAAUUCCAACUGAAAUUGGAAAUUUGAGCAGUCUACAAGCCAUAUAUCUUGAUAGCAAUGAUUUGACGGGAUUUAUUCCACCCUCAGUCGGGAAAUUAAGCCGUGUUGAGCGUAUAUAUCUUGAACACAAUAGAUUGCAAGGGCAAAUGCCUGCUGAGCUUUGUCAACUGAAAAAUCUUGGUGACUUGUAUCUGAAUGAAAAUAUGCUUUCUGGUCCAAUACCUGAUUGUUUGGGUGAAAUCAAGGCCUUGAGAGCCGUCUUUUUGCAAUCCAACAAUUUAAAUUCCACAAUUCCAUCUAGUCUUUGGAACCUUGAAGAUCUCCUCGGCCUAAACCUGUCUUCAAACUCUUUAAGCGGGAGUCUUCCAUCUGAGGUAAAAAAUCUGAAGGUUAUAACGCAACUAGACUUGUCAUGGAAUCAAUUUUCAGGAAAUAUUCCAAGUCCUCUGGGAAGUGCAGAAUCACUAGCUUAUCUGUCCAUGGCACACAACAAAUUUCAAGGAAACAUUCCUGAAUCUUUUGGAAACCUAGUGAGUUUGGAAUAUUUAGAUCUAUCUCAAAAUGAUUUUACUGGAGUGAUACCAAAGUCAUUAGAGAAGCUUGGUUACAUGAAAUACUUCAAUGUGUCUUUCAAUAGAUUAGAAGGGGAAAUUCCAACAGGUGGACCUUUUGCCAACUUAACAGUCCAAUCAUUCAUGCAUAACUAUGCAUUGUGUGGUUCAGGCAGGUUACAUUUUCCACCCUGCAAAAAAACUGCCUCCAAAUCAAGAUCAAAGAAAGCUAUUUCAAUGAUCAAGUAUUUUUUACCUCUAAUUAUAUUGGGUAUCAUAGUUUUGGCAGCCAUUUCAUUUGCGUGCAGAAAGAGAAAAAUUCCAAGAAGGGAAUUACCACAGAGUGAUAACCUGUUGCCUCCUAAAUGGAGAAAAGUUUCUUAUCAAGAGAUUUUGGGAGCGACAGAUUCCUUUAACGAAAGAAACUUACUUGGGACUGGAAGUUUUGGUUCUGUCUACAGAGGGAUAUUUUCUGAUGGCUCCAUUUUUGCAGUAAAAGUUUUUCACGCAGAAAGAUCAAGCAAGAGCUUUGAUGCUGAAUGUCAAGUACUUGCAAGUACCCGCCAUCGAAACUUAGUUAAAAUCAUCAGCUGUUACAACAAUCAGGACUUCAAGGCUCUGGUACUAGAGUAUAUGCAUAAUGGGAGCCUGGAAAUCUGGUUGCAUUCAGAGAAUUCCUUUUUGGACAUGCUACAAAGACUAAACAUAAUGAUCGAUGUUGCAUCAGCUUUAGAAUAUCUUCACCAUGAUCAUACGCCUCCCAUAGUUCAUUGCGAUUUAAAGCCUAGUAACAUCCUGCUAGAUGAAGAUAUGACAGCACAUAUAUGUGAUUUUGGUAUUGCUAAACUCUUUGAUGAUGGGGAAGCUAUGGUUCAAACAAAGACUUUAGCAACUAUUGGAUACAUGUCACCAGAGUAUGGAAUGCAAGGGACAGUAUCGACGAGUGGCGAUGUCUAUAGUUAUGGGGUAAUCUUACUAGAAACAUUCACAAGGAAAAGGCCAACUGAUGACUGUUUUGGACAAGGAUUAGAUUUGAAGCAUUGGGUUAGCAAAUCAAUACAAGCAAACUCAAUGAAGGAAGUUGUUGACAGCAAUUUAAUUCAACAAGAAAAGCAGAAGUUGUAUGCAAAGGAAGAAUGUGUGCUGUCUAUCCUUGGUCUAGGCCUGGAUUGUUUAGUUGAUGCACCCCAGGAGAGGAUUAACAUGAGGGACAUUGUGAGUAAACUGAAAAUGAUCAAAGAAACACUUCAGAAAAAUGUACAGAAGUAGCAAUCUAAUUUUUACGAAUUGCACUAGCUAGAAUAUCAUCAUUUCUUUUCGCUAUAAGAUCGUUUUUCUCCUACUAUUGUGUAACGUAUUAAAAUACAAUGCCACUUGACUGAACACAUGGUCAAUUGUUU
Molecule: messenger RNA, 4030 nt
Organism: Coffea arabica (coffee)
Lineage: Eukaryota; Viridiplantae; Streptophyta; Magnoliopsida; Gentianales; Rubiaceae
Biological process (GO): protein phosphorylation
Molecular function (GO): ATP binding; protein binding; protein kinase activity
Source: RefSeq, a predicted model, not a curated record